Pestalotiopsis fici W106-1 is the source of this 1146-nucleotide messenger RNA. RefSeq lists its product as uncharacterized. Lineage: Eukaryota; Fungi; Ascomycota; Sordariomycetes; Amphisphaeriales; Sporocadaceae. Bases 1 to 1146 code for a protein of 381 amino acids. The transcript has a single exon. The record is from RefSeq and is a predicted model, not a curated record. Gene Ontology annotation, cellular component: membrane.
AUGAAACCCAUCAUCGCCAUCCCGGCGACCCUUGCCCUCGUGUACCGGGCGUACUCGCACAACUCGCUGACGCCAGCGGGCAUCGCGGCCGCGGCCAUCACCGCCGCCAUCCACGCCUACCACCCGUGGAACCUGCCGUUUGUGCUUCUCGUCGUCUUUUUCCUGGCGGGCACGCGCGUGACCAAGAUCAAAAAGGACGUCAAGGCGCAGCUCACCCUCAGCGCAUCGCACGGCGGCGGCGGCGAGGGGCCCCGCACCCACGUCCAGGUUCUGGCCAAUUCGGCCGUCGCCUCGGUCCUCAUCCUGUUGCACGUCUGGCAGAUUGAGCAGCGCAAGCAGACCGUCAUCUCUGGCGGCAUCCCCGAGGGCACCUUUUGCUACUCUUGGGCUACCGGCGAUAUCCUCGUCGUCGGCAUCAUCGCCAACUAUGCCGCCGUCGCUGCUGACACCUUUAGCUCCGAGCUGGGUAUCCUGUCCAAGAGCAAUCCUCGCCUCCUGACCUCGUGGAAUCUGAGAAAGGUCCCGCCCGGAACCAAUGGCGGCGUCACCCUCUGGGGCCUGGUGGCCGGUCUUCUGGGCAGCUUCGUCAUUGUCACGGCGUCCUUGGCAUUCCUGCCCAUGUGCAACGGCAAGACGACGGGCGCGUUGGCAGGCGGGCCAGCCUGGACCACGAGCCAAAAGACCACGUUUGCCUGGGGCUUGGUCAUUUGGGGCGCCCUAGGAUCGGUCCUGGACAGCUUGCUGGGCGGCUGGUUCCAGAGGAGCGUGCGCGACGUGCGGUCUGGCAAGAUUGUCGAGGGUGACGGCGGCGUUCGCGUCCUCACUUCGACGGUCGGAAACCCCAACUCGAGAGAGCACUUUAAGAAGACGGCCGAUGUCAAGGCGACCGUCCUCAAGGGCGAGGGCAAGGAUGCUGUGGAAAAGAUGGAUGACGCCUCUACUGCAAAGGAUCCUUACAACCCCCAGGAUACACACCGCACUUCAAACUUUGGCGACCAGAAGCCAACCCGAGUAGCGGAGAGCGGGUUUGACUUGCUGGACAACAAUGAUGUGAACUUCCUCAUGGCCUUGACGAUGAGUGUCGGGGCCAUGGGCCUAGCUGCUCUGUACUGGGACGUACCCCUAACGAGCAUACUCCGGGCGUAA